Molecule: messenger RNA, 3424 nt
Organism: Mustela lutreola (European mink)
Lineage: Eukaryota; Metazoa; Chordata; Mammalia; Carnivora; Mustelidae
Gene: MLST8
Product: MTOR associated protein, LST8 homolog
Exons: 9
Coding region: 176-1156 (326 amino acids)
Biological process (GO): regulation of actin cytoskeleton organization; TOR signaling
Cellular component (GO): TORC2 complex; TORC1 complex
Molecular function (GO): protein binding
Source: RefSeq, a predicted model, not a curated record
UCGCCUUAAGGGCCCAUCGAUAACUCUACGCUCGGCCGCAGCCUCUAUCGAUUCGCUCUCGCUCCGCUCGCCGUCCUGAGGCGCGGCGGAGCGCAGAGCCGCGUGUAAGAUGCUCUGAGCUUUGACCCCCGCCUUUCAGAAGUGCGUACUGUGCGGGCGAUUCUUCUUCCACACCAUGAACACGUCCCCUGGCACAGUGGGCAGUGACCCGGUGAUCUUGGCCACUGCGGGCUAUGACCACACGGUGCGGUUCUGGCAGGCCCACAGUGGGAUCUGCACGCGCACGGUUCAGCAUCAGGACUCUCAGGUGAACGCCCUGGAGAUCACGCCUGACCGCAGCAUGAUCGCCGCUGCAGGCUACCAGCACAUUCGCAUGUAUGAUCUCAGCUCCAACAAUCCGAACCCCAUCAUCAGCUACGACGGGGUCAAUAAGAACAUCGCAUCUGUGGGCUUCCAUGAGGACGGCCGCUGGAUGUACACGGGGGGGGAGGACUGCACAGCGCGGAUCUGGGACCUCAGGUCUCGGAACCUGCAGUGCCAGCGGAUCUUCCAGGUGAAUGCACCCAUUAAUUGCGUGUGCCUGCACCCCAACCAGGCGGAGCUCAUUGUGGGGGACCAGAGUGGUGCCAUCCACAUCUGGGACUUGAAAACGGACCACAACGAGCAGCUGAUACCUGAGCCUGAGGUCUCCAUCACGUCCGCCCACAUUGACCCUGACGCCAGCUACAUGGCAGCCGUCAACAGCACCGGGAAUUGCUACGUCUGGAACCUGACUGGGGGCAUUGGUGACGAGGUGACACAGCUCAUCCCCAAGACCAAGAUCCCAGCGCACACCCGCUAUGCCCUGCAGUGCCGCUUCAGCCCUGAUUCUACGCUUCUGGCCACGUGCUCAGCCGACCAGACGUGCAAGAUCUGGAGGACGUCCAACUUCUCCCUAAUGACGGAGCUCAGCAUCAAGAGCGGCAACCCGGGGGAGUCCUCGCGCGGCUGGAUGUGGGGCUGUGCCUUCUCGGGGGACUCGCAGUACAUCGUCACCGCUUCGUCUGACAACCUGGCCCGGCUCUGGUGUGUGGAGACAGGAGAGAUCAAGAGAGAGUAUGGUGGCCACCAGAAAGCUGUCGUCUGCUUGGCCUUCAACGACAGCGUGCUGGGCUAGCCCGUGGCCCCCUGGAUUGUAGGCGGCUGUCCAGGGAACACCUGUGGACUAGAUGUGCUCAGCUGCCCAGGCCAGUGUGAACCCCUCACCCUCGAGCCCGCUGGACCCCGCGGCUGGCUGUGACUGGCCAGGCCAGCAUGCCCUGGGGUUCUCUUAGCUCCCAUUGCUUCUGUGGGUGUGACGAGGCCCAGAAGCCUAGCCAGCCUUCACUUGCUUCCAAAAUUCCAGAUCCACAGGGCCCACAGGGUCCCAGGCUGGGGCCCAACCCCAAGCCCGUGCUCUCUCUGCCCUGCCCAUUUUGUGUCCUGAGGCCCCAGAGAACAGUGUCACGGCCAGGUGGAGCAUUUAUUAAUUCCUGCCCGCAGCCACCCUCCAUGACCUGCGACGAGGUCGGCCUGGGGGGCUGGCCGGGUGCGGCACUUAGUCUGGGAGGUAAUAAAAGCAGACAGACACGCAGAUGUUGCUGGGGAAACAGAUGUCGAUGCACAGGUAGAUGAGCCGCUGCCUCUGGGGCCCUGGGGGGAGGGGCCUGCGUGAGCCCCACGCAGCUCCAACCCCUUCCGCCCGGGCCCCACAACAGCUCCUGACUUACCCUCUGCUCGGCGGGCCCAGUAAAUGGGCGUCUUGCUGCAAAGAUACCGCACAGAGUCGCCCACCUGGGCAGGGUCCACCUCGCGGCUCCCCAGCACUGCUAGCAGCUCCUGGGCGUAAUGGGUGUCCUGGCUGGGGCCAGGGGGCCCGUGGCCCUGCAGACGAGGCUCUGGUGGGCCAGGGCGUGGGGGUACCGGUGCUCCCCCAGGCUGGGGCCAUGCCUGUGAGUCCCUGGGCAUUUGGCCUGGGGCCAACACCAUCCUCAGCUCUUGUCAGCGGCCUCGGCAAAGAGAAGACAGGCCUUCUGUUCCCUGAAACCAGAGCUCCAGCCUGCCCCAGGCCUGGGCUGUACACAGGACCCUUUGUCUGCCCCCUGGCCUGGGGAGCCUGGCCGCAUGGGGCUGCUUACCCUGGACGUGUUCACCAGCAGCUGUAGGGUCUCACGGUCUCGGGGCUCCAUUGGGCAGAGGAAGCAGGCCGGGUGUUCCGAGGGGCGGUAACAGACGCAGCCCUAGGGAGGCAGGCGGGUGAGGCAGGGCCACCUGAGCCUCUGCGGGUGCUGACCGCUCCCCCAUCCCACUCACGCUCUGCCCGUCGAACAGCACUGCCCAGCUGCGGUUGCUCUGAGCCGAGGUCACCUGGAUGGUUGCCACAUUUCGGGCCGCAUCCACCUGUGCAGUUUGGUUGGACCGGGGUGCCCCAGGGCUUGGGGGGGUCAGACGGAGCAUCUGCAGCAGAGGCUGAGAUGGGGGAGCCAGAGCUCACUGGUCAGGCUGGGGCAGCCCCCGACACCACCUCCCCCCACCCCCCCACCUCCCAGUGUUCCAGCCACUGCUCUGAGUCCUGGCUCCACUGGAGGGCCGGGAGGUCCUGGCCUUUUCUUCCCUUUCCCACUGUCUGUGCCCCAGGCCAGGUUCCCGGGAGGAGAGCACCUUGGGGGGACUGUGAGCAAAGCCAAGAAGUCCUCCGGCCACAGCCCCAGCAGUGGCCAGUGCCAGCAGCAGCAGCAGCAGCAGGCCGGGGCUCCUCCAGCCCGCAGGGCAGGCCUUGGCCUUCACCUGGGGGCACACUGCAGUCUGUGGGGCCUGGAACAGAGACUGGAGAGCAGGCUGGGUCAGGAAGGCAGGGGCUGAGGUGCAUGAGGUAGGUCCUGCGCUCCCAUCCCCUACCCAGGGCAUGCCCAGGGUCUCCCGUCCUAGAGGGCACUGGGUGGUUGCAGGCACUCACCUGGACAAGCCCAGGCCCGGGGCUCUCACCGCAGCGCCUCUGCUCCAUGGCACAGCCCUGGUGACAAUGCGGGAUUGUCUGCCGCCCCUUGGAGUCAGCUAGGGAAACCUUAGUACAGCCGUGAUGAGCCAAGCCACCGUCCCGGCCCCCUCCUCUCCUGGAGCCAGGACAGCUCCCCCUGCUUGGGGUGGAGGGUGUUUGUCAUGGUGCCUGGCUCUCUGGACACCCGGCCUGUGCAGACUGGAGAGUGCGGGGCCCCAAGAGGGUGAAGAGCGCCACCAGCGGUCAAGGAAAUCAAGUCCCAUGGAUUGGCACGAAGGGCAGCCCAGGUCCAGGAAGGACAACUUUAGAGUCUGGCUGGGGACAGACUGCAUUUUUCUAACCAGUGUCUCAGGUUAUUCCUGGAUUCCCAGGGCUCAGGCCGUCAAUAAACGUGUUCCACGAAUGCUG